Aspergillus udagawae is the source of this 1494-nucleotide messenger RNA. RefSeq names its product putative tRNA-specific adenosine-34 deaminase subunit Tad3. Lineage: Eukaryota; Fungi; Ascomycota; Eurotiomycetes; Eurotiales; Aspergillaceae. The record is from RefSeq and is a predicted model, not a curated record. The coding region runs from base 1 to 1494 and encodes 497 amino acids. Gene Ontology annotation, molecular function: catalytic activity. The transcript is spliced from 3 exons.
AUGGAGGUACAAGACAUCCUGAGGAGUAUCGAGCCUCGUCAGGGACAGGUAUUGCCGAUCAAGACCGUCCAGGAAACACAGACGACUGAAGAGUUUGAGGAUGCAUAUGUAGCUGAAGUCAACGUGAAGUUGGCAUCGAAAGUGGUCAAGGCACUUGAUGCUGCUUUCCCUCGCGACCCUACUGUCCCUGUGAACCAUCUCCGACGAUUCGCCAAACAUUCCCAAUUGCCAGAAUCCGUGCGCUCAGCUGUCCAGCACAAUGAAUCCUCACCACAGACAAUAUUUGUCCUAGUCUCGCCUCCUCUCCCGGAAGUUGAUGCUCUCCAAAAAGUUCUUGCUCCAUUUGCCCCCGCCUCCUCGAACUCUUCCGAAAACCAGUCUGAACCCGCGCCUGCGAUUGCCCUGCAUUCAAUCAGGAUCCCUACUCAACCGCCCUUGAACGCUAAACAAGCCGAGAAUUGGACAGCGACAUACUGGCCCGUUGUCUAUAACCCCGCCGCCCCGCGAGCCACAAUAGCGCCGCCGCCGCAAAUUCUGAACCGUGCACUCGAGUCCAUCCAGCCCGAAGCCGGACAUUAUUUGGCGCUGGCCGAGAAAGUCGCAGAGGAAGCAGCAAAAUCCGGCCGAGGCCGCAGAAUUGGAGCGGUAGUCGUCGAUCCCGAAAUUCUCGCCUCCAUCGACACUACUGACGACGAGGACGGCACAAGAUGGACGGAGGCAGUCGUUGCCGUCGCAGGAGACGCACGAUAUUCCCGUCGGGAAGCCGGUGCGCUCUCGGCGUCAGAGCUUAAUCUUGGACCGGGUCCACCUGCAGCAGCGCAGACAUACAACUCUGAUCUGGAAGGUGGGCCUGAACUGCACGCCCUGAUGCGCGCCGUGGAUAUGAUUUCUCAGAAACGCCGUGAAGAAGACCGCGCGGCUUCAGAUACGAAACCGUACCUUGGCACUCUGGAGUCGUACUUUCUCUCCCAGUCAGAUGUAUCGACCUCGGUGUCCCGGUUAGGUUCGCAAGAACCGUCACCAGUGCCGGAGAAGCUUCUAAAGACAAACUCCGCCUUGCCUGUUGUUCCCACGACAGCGAACACUCCUCCAGUUGCUGCUCCGCGUAUCCGCUCUCGUGCGCAGGGUGGCUACCUCUGCACGGACCUUGAUGUAUACCUCACCCACGAGCCGUGCUUAUGUUGCUCCAUGGGCAUGCUUCUCUCGCGCUUCCGAGCGGUGAUCUUUCCUCGAAAAGGGCGGAUGGUUACGGGAGGACUCGCCUCGGAGCCUAUAGUCUCGCCAACGUGUAGCCCUGGCCCUGAAGCCGAGCCUGAAGACUCUGGAUCGAAGGCGUCAAUGGGAGAGUCGUUUGAUCCGGCAACAAAAAGAAAAUACUACGGUCUGCACUGGCGCAAGGAGCUGAACUGGCGGGCGUUGGGCUUCGAGUUUGUCGAGCAUGAUGAUCUUGCUCAAUGUACAGAGAGUCAGACUAACGUGCCUUUUCAUGCAUGA